AUGGCUGGACGACAACCGGAGCAGCCGCGGGGCCCUUUCGUUUGCGAGUACUGCGCCGAGGUGUGGCCCUCGGCUCGGGCGCUCGCGGGCCACAUUAAGGCGCACGGGAAAGCGCCGGCGCAGGAGGUGCCCUUCCCCCCUGUGCCGCCGGGGUUCGGUCCGGGCCCGGGCAUGAUGCCAGUCUUGCCACCCUCCUUCUUCCUGCCGCCACCGGUGAUGGCUCUGGGCCAGCCUGUGGCGCCUCCAGGGUUCUUCUUCGGCGGAUUGCCGCGCGUGCAGGUGCGGCAGCCUCCGGCCCCGCCACUGCACGAUCCUGUCGUCUCCGACGCAGGUGGAACGAUCAGGAUGGUUGUGCUCGAGCCAAACCAUGCCUUCUGGUUGCCGUACCGCAUGGGCAUGGACCCCCCCGUGGAGAUCGACUUCAUGGGGCUGCGUCCCAGGCCGGAGUCGCCGUCCCCCAGCUUUGUGAGCUGGCUCAACGCCUGA
Messenger RNA from Miscanthus lutarioriparius, 486 nucleotides. Lineage: Eukaryota; Viridiplantae; Streptophyta; Magnoliopsida; Poales; Poaceae. The record is from the annotation of a GenBank genome assembly.